CGCACCUCUCCAUGGCGGCGCGCCGAACGUAACCGCGCAACCGCUUGCUGCGCCGGCCGCCCCUAAUCCCCUUUCUCCGCCGCCACCGUUGCCUCGCGCCAGCCCCAGCCCCAAUAGGCACCAGAGGUGCACUCGGAUUUCCUCUCCUGGCCGAGCCGACGGCGACUCGGUGAGCUCUACUCCCUCCAAAUCGGAGACGGAAGGCCCUGCCCAGCGCAGCCUACAUAUAUAUGCACCCCACAACCUCUUGCCAUAUCGAUCGAAUCGAGCCUUGGAACAAUGUCGUCGUGGUCAGGCCUCGCCUUCGUCGUAGCCUCCGCCGUCACGGGCAGUGCCGUGACGCUGGCGGCGUCGGCGUUCUACGACCUCUACUUCCAGCGCUCGUACGCCUUCGACAUCAUGCCCCCGGAUCUGUCCCCUGGGAGCCGGUACAUCUACACCCGCGCCCAGAACAACGACAAGGCUGAGCGGGCCAUCACCACGUGCAGUGUCCUCAGCGCCUUGGACGCCGGCAGGGCUGAUCCGGUCGUUGGCCGCGACGACGAGAUCGACCGCGUCGUCUGUAUCCUGUGCCGCCGCACCAAGAACUGUGCGGCGCUUGUCGGUGCUGCGGGGGUCGGUAAGACGGCCAUCGUUGAGGGCCUCGCCCAACGCAUCGCCGCCGGGAACGUCCCGGACGUGCUGGCAGGAGCGCGCAUCCUGGAGCUCGACAUGGGGGCGGUUGUCGCCGGGACACGCUGGCGUGGCAUGUUCGAGGAGCGCUUGAAAGACGCCAUCAAGCAUGCGGAGGAGGCGGGAGGCAAGGUGAUCCUCUUCAUUGAUGAGUUGCACAUGAUUGUUGGCGCCGGCGAUAAAGGAGGCCCCAUGGACGCCGCCAAUAUCCUCAAGCCAGCAUUAGCCCGCGGCCGCAUCCGUUGUGUGGGUGCUACCACUUGCGAAGAGUACCACAAGUAUAUCCAGACGGACGCUGCACUUGAGCGCCGGUUCCAAAAGGUUGUCGUCGAGGAGCCAAGCGUGCAGGGCACCAUCACCAUCCUAAAAGGGCUGAAACAGCGGUACCAAGAGCACCAUGGCUUGAAAAUCCAGGACGAUGCUCUCGUUGCUGCAGCACAGCUCGCCGCCCGUUAUAUUACUGGUCGCCAGUUUCCUGACAAGGCGAUUGAUUUGAUUGACGAGGCAUGCUCUACUGCAAAGGUGCAUUUUGACAAGCAGAAAGUGGAGAAUAAUAUGAUUAGCUCCAUAUUUGCACCGAAGGAGUUAACAGUUGGCCCAGAUCAUAUCGCACAGGUUGUCAGUCGAUGCACUAGAAUCCCUCUCACCACACUUGGUCAAGAGGAGAAGGAGAAGUUAGUCCACCUAGCAGAAAAAUUGCAUGAGCGAGUCGUCGGUCAGGAUGAAGCGGUCAAUUUGGUUGCGCAAGCGGUGCUACGUUCUAGGGUUGGUUUUGGUCGAUCUAGCCGACCGAUAGGUUCAUUCCUCUUUUUGGGACCGCUUGGUGUUGGAAAAACAGAACUAGCAAAAGCUCUCGCCGAGAGGAUAUUUGACAAUGAGAAGGCGUUGAUCCGCUUUGAUAUGUCGGAAUAUGCUGAGAGUGGGUCUGUGUCGCGCCUCAUUGGGGGACCUCGAAGCUAUGAAGAAGGUGGACAACUUACCGAGAAAGUCAAGAGGUGCCCAUACAGCAUUGUCCUUUUCGACCAGGUGGAUAAGGCAGAUCCCUCAAUAUUCAAGGUUUUUAGCCAACUCCUUGAUGAUGGUAUGCUGACUGAUGGCAAAGGACACGUCGUAGAUUUUAAAAACACUAUCAUCAUUAUGACCUCAACUCUAGGAGCAGAGCAGCUAACAACAAGAAUGGGCAUAGAAAACACAGUCAAAGCUGGACGAGGUCUUCUUAUGGAGCAGGUUCAGAAACGCUUGAAGCCUGAACUUAUUGACAGACUGAGUGAGGUUGUGAUAUUUGAGCCGCUUUCACACGACGAACUGAAGGAAAUAGUGAAAAUCCAGAUGAAGGAUGUCAUUGCCACAGUAGCUAACAAAGGUGUCUCUCUAUUUAUAACUGAUGCCGCGCUGGACGUCAUUUGGUCGGAAUCAUACCACCUGGUAAAUGGCGCAAGGCCCAUGAGGAGAUGGGUGGAGAAGAAUGUGACGACAGUUCUUUCAAACAUGCUGGUCAAUGGAGAAGCUUGUGAAGGCUCGAGGAUCUCCAUCGAUGCUGCAGAUGUUAACAGGGGGCUGAGGUACCAUGUACUGAAGAAGCAGGCGAGCACAGACCCAUAAAGCCAGCGAUGAGUUCUGCCAUGGUCACUCCAUAGCAGCAUCUGACAAAAACAGUGGAUGUAUAUAGACUGUUAGUGAAUUAUGAUGGAUAUUUAGCUUUUUGUAACAAGAUGUAUACACAUAUACAAAUAUAUCCAGGUUGAUCAAGGUUAUUGAGCUACUAUUGCAGUAAGUGUGAGUUUUGCCAUGGUCAGUCCAUGAUCUGUGUGUAGUAGACAUACACAAAUUUAUCCAGGUUGAUCAAGGCUACUCA
Molecule: messenger RNA, 2527 nt
Organism: Triticum aestivum (bread wheat)
Lineage: Eukaryota; Viridiplantae; Streptophyta; Magnoliopsida; Poales; Poaceae
Product: chaperone protein ClpB1
Exons: 5
Coding region: 280-2274 (664 amino acids)
Biological process (GO): cellular response to heat
Cellular component (GO): cytoplasm
Molecular function (GO): ATP binding; ATP hydrolysis activity
Source: RefSeq, a predicted model, not a curated record